AUGGUCUCUUCGUCCGUGCUGAUGGGCAGGUGUCGCUGCCAGAGCGCCGCAUGUACCCCCCUGCAAGGAUCCUGUGGUGUUAAACCAUCAGGUGGAGUGAGAAGUUUGCUGUCCUCUGAAGCAUGCCAAGGGGCUAGGAGACACAAGAGUGACUCAAAGCUGAGCAGUGAGAAGAGUGCACCCACCCCUGUAACUAAAAGGAGAUUCACAUCCCUUGGAUCAACAAUUCGGGCAUUAGUGAGAGAGCGUGGGGAGCAGGAUAAAAAACUUCAGGCUCUGGAUGAGGAUUUUGUGAAGACUGAAGCAAAGCUGAGUGCUGCAGUUCAGGAGAAAACAUCUCUUUCAGCAACUGUUGCGUGCCUAAAAAAACAGCUUCUGGAACUAAAAAGAAGCAAUGAACUACUGAAGUCAAAGCUGUCUGAAGAUGGUGUGCAAAAGAAAAUGAGCAGCCUGUGCAUGAAGUUAAUGAAGCUCAGAAACGUGAGGGAUGCUAAGGAAAAGACUGCACUUGCAAAGCAGGAAAACAUGGAAAUGAAGCUGCAGGAAGUGCAAAGGAAUCUAGAGCAUUCAAAAGGAAAAGUAGCACAGUUAGAAGAAAAACUGUCUGCUACAGAGAGAGAGAAAGUUGUAGAAAAGUCUGACACUGGAAAACUCCCGGAAUACAUCACAGAGCUCAGUAGUGUUGCAGAAACAGCUGAGAAAUACAAAGUAGCUAUUGCUCAGAUGGAGGAGACACUGAUUAAGAAAGACCAAGAUAUUGAGAUCCUCAGGGGUACCCUCAAAACAAAAGAGGAAUCAUGUAAACUGAUGAAAGAACUUAAUGAAAAAUGUCAAUUGCUUCAACAAGAAAAAGAGAAAGAGUUGUCUGAGACCAGAGGAAAAUUCCUGAGUAUGACUGCUGAAAUAGAAGACCUGAAAAAAAAAAUUGCUUUGGAGGAAGAACAACACCAAAAACUGCUUCAGAAACAUGAGGAGGUUGUCUCUCAGCUGCAGCAAGAGAAGGAGUCAUCUGCAUCAGCACAGCAGAAGUUACUGGAGUUGCAGGAUGAGGUAACAAGGGAGAGACGACUUUUUGAAGAAGUGCUGAAUGAUACCAUGAAUGAGUUGAAUAAAUUACAUGCAAAGGAGAAGACAGCUGAAAAGUUGGUGAAGCAAUUGGAACAAGAAAUCAAAUCUCAACGUCUUGAACUUGCACAGAUGGAAGAAAAGUUGAAAGGGAAGAAUGCUGAGUUGGAGCAAAUCAAUGAAACUCAUGGGAGUGCUAUAUUGCAAAUCCAAGAGCAGCAUAGGAAUACACUGGAGAAACUUGGAGAGACUGUUGCUGACUUCGAAAGCUACAAGAAGACAACAGCUGAAGAAAUACGCUGUCUUAAACUGGAGAAUACCUCUCUGAAAGAAGCAGUUGCCAACCUUAAAAAAUUAGGCCAAGAGAAUCAACAAUUGCUCCAGGAAGCAGAAUAUACUAAAAACAAAGAAUGUGCAAGGAUGCUUUUAGAAGUCCAGACCAAGCUUGCACUAAAAGAAGCAGAAACAGAGAGAACAAAAGAGUCUUGCCUUGCACAAAUGACUAAACUUCAGGAAAAAAUGGAAGAGCAAACUGAAGAACUGAAAAGGAAUACAUACAAGGAACAUAAGGCCUAA
Molecule: messenger RNA, 1641 nt
Organism: Pipra filicauda (Wire-tailed manakin)
Lineage: Eukaryota; Metazoa; Chordata; Aves; Passeriformes; Pipridae
Product: hyaluronan mediated motility receptor-like
Exons: 1
Coding region: 1-1641 (546 amino acids)
Cellular component (GO): membrane
Molecular function (GO): hyaluronic acid binding
Source: RefSeq, a predicted model, not a curated record